CCGGGGUCCGCAGCCCGCGGAGGGGGCUCUGCCGGAGGGGACGUGGCCACGGGCGGACGCGGGAGGCCGGGGCUUGCCCGGGGCCUCUGCCCUGAGCGCUGCCCCUCGGCGCUGGGCGCCAGGGAAGGGCAGGGCGAGGCAGAGCUCCGCGCAUCCUGCUGAGGAGGACUAGUAGGAACGGUCCGACUGCUCCAAAUACUGCUGUGAGGGACCCUGGUGUGAGAAUCCUCUGUUCAGCCCCACAGAGGGAACCAUCUGCAGGCAGCGGUGCUUGCAGAUGGGACAGAUAACUGAGCCUGGAGUGGCAGGGAGAAUUGUCCAAACCUCACGAAAUACCUCAGAAAAUGCAGUGGAGGGGGAAGCACCACAUGACGUUCGUCUCUGGGAUUGUUGUGGCCCUUGCCCACCCAAGUGUGCAUGUGUAGGGACAUGUAGUUUCUUCCUUAAAGGUUACCACUAACAUUUGAACAUUGAUGUGCAUUUCAAGCCAGUUUCACACUGGGAGUAAAGUUAAAUCUAAAUAUAAAGCUGAGCCAGAAUUGCUUUCACCUGUGUUAAGUGGUGCCACACAGAAUGAUGGAGUUGACAAGUGUAACCCAGGGUGGUUCUGGUGUUUUCUCGAGGUGAGCUAUGAGUUACCUGGCCCUUACGAACGCUUUCUCCCAAUGCGGGGGGAAAUGGUUAUGUAACCUCCCUGCAUUGACCAAGGUUUUCCCUCACUCUGGUCACAUCUUUGGUCUGAGAGUUACCAAGAACAUGUCACUCAUUUGUUCACUUAGGACUCACAAGGGAUGUAAAGUAUUUAAGAUGAAUAAAUAUCCUUUGGAAUUAUUUGGAAGAUAUUUAUAGCUUGAUUAGGCAAAAGUUUGCCUAUGUUAUAAGCAAGAAAAGUUUCCUAUGUUUGUAUUUUUUUGUUGUGGUGGUGGUGGUUUUGUUUCUUGUCGUUUGUUUGUUUGUUUGUUUCCCUGUAGGCAAAAAGAGUAUCAGAAAAGUGUUUGAGUUCUUCACCGGAUCACUGAAGGAAUCACAGAAGCCUUAGAUUUUAUUAGGAAUCCUGAGUGUGUGCUAAGUCUUUAAGACACUGGUGUAGAUAUGAAGAAGAAAUUGAACUGAGUAGCCAGAGCUACUAGAGUUUCCCUUUAAGGGAAAUUUAAAGGGAAAAGGGGAUAUCCUACUGACAAAUUUUAGAAUUAAACUAGAAAGAGUUUUAAAUAGUUCCCAUAAGACAAAAAUGUACUAUAAGAAGUCUGAGCAGGGUUUAUAGCACCAUCUCCUUGUAGUUACUGUAAAUUGCCUGAAGUCCCCUCAGGCUGAUACCGGUUGGGGUAACUGCUUCUCUGCAGUGAAAAGGGUGGGGGAUCUUUGAACGCCAGAAGGGCUUGUCUUUCCUUUGUAUCCCUGCAGCUGGGGGGCGGGACACUCCUUACUGUGCAGUUUUUAGAUCUGUGUGGCUGAUUGUAUGUGGGCACCUGACAGAUCUGUCUCAUUCAUGCUUCACUCACUUGGGAUGUAGAGACUGUUGCCCUCAUGUUUGACAGCUAUUCCGUAGUCCCCUGGUAGUUCCACACCCUUCACACCUUCCAGAGUUUUACUGGUUAGAAAUCUGAAACCAUGGGUGACUGGAGCUUUCUGGGGAGACUGUUAGAGAAUGCGCAGGAGCACUCCACGGUUAUUGGCAAGGUUUGGCUGACAGUACUGUUUAUCUUCAGGAUACUGGUGCUGGGGGCAGCUGCUGAGGAGGUCUGGGGAGACGAGCAGUCAGACUUUACCUGCAAUACUCAGCAACCUGGUUGCGAAAAUGUUUGCUAUGACAAAGCCUUCCCCAUUUCUCACAUCCGAUUCUGGGUGCUGCAGAUCAUUUUUGUCUCUACUCCAACCCUCAUCUACUUGGGCCAUGUGCUGCAUAUUGUACGCAUGGAGGAAAAGAGGAAAGAGAAAGAAGAGCUGAAGAAGAAAGGAAAUGUCAAAGACAGCAACUACCCAGGAGCAGGAGCAUCUGGCAGUGGUGGUGGAGGAGGCAACAAUAACAUCAAGGAUCCUAUUGGCAAAAAGGGGAAGGAGAAGCUGCCAAUCCGUGAUGAACGUGGUAGAAUCCGUAUGGGGGGUGCCCUGCUCCGUACAUACGUCUUCAACAUAAUUUUCAAGACACUGCUUGAGGUGGGCUUCAUUGUGGGCCAGUACUUCUUAUAUGGCUUUGAGCUAAAGCCAGUCUACCAGUGCAGCCGUGCACCUUGCCCACACACUGUGGACUGCUUCAUCUCAAGGCCCACUGAGAAGACCAUCUUCAUCAUCUUCAUGUUGGUGGUGGCCUCUGUCUCUCUGCUGUUGAACAUGCUUGAGAUAUAUCACUUGGGGUGGAAGAAGCUUAAGCAGGGCAUGACAAGCCGCUACAGCCUUGAGAUGCCUGUUGCAACAAUGACGCCAGUCAUGGUAACAGGGGAGUCCAAACCUGUUGCCUUGCCACCACCAGCACCACCCAUGGUGGUCACAACAGCUGCACCCCCCCCUGUUCUGCCUGAUACCCGCACUGUCACACCACUGCUGGCCCCGGUGACCAUGGCACCAUACUAUGCUGCAGCUACUCCAAGACCACGGCCCCCCUCCAACACGACCUCCAUGACCAGCUACCCCGUUUCUCCACCGGUUCCUGAGGAGAGGCACCGUGCUGUGACUCCCACACCCAUCUCCACUCCUGUCACCAUUCCGACCCCCAUCGCCACGCCCACGCCAGCCGUCAUCAACUACUUCAACAGCAACAGCCAUGCCCUGGCAGCCGAGCAGAACUGGGUCAACAUGGCAGCUGAGCAGCAGGGGAAGGCACCUUCCAGCUCGGCCGGCUCCUCUACCCCCAGCAGUGUCCGGCAUCCCCUCCCUGAGCAGCAAGAGCCGCUGGAGCAGCUGCUUCCACCACCGGCUGCACCACCCAUUGCUGCGGCCAACAGCCGCAGCAGCACCAGCCUGAGUGGGGCAAGUGGCAGUAAGUGGGGUGUGGAGGGUGAGGAGGAGCUGUUGGGGGAACAGCCCAUCUCAGCUGCCUGUACCACUGUGGAGAUGCACGAGCUGCCACUGCUCGUAGACACACGGCGCUUGAGCAGGGCCAGUAAGUCGAGCAGCUGCAGAGCCAGGUCAGACGACCUGGCCGUGUAGUGUGGUCGCCUCUGCUCAGAGGAGCAGGUGAUGGAAGGCAGAGCGGGCAGGGGAGUGCCCAGGGAGGCUGGGCCUGGCGUGGGUGGGAAGGCCUGGGUUUCAAACUUUGACGCUUGCUGUUUUCACACUCUGUGAGUUGUAGUGGGGAAAAAUAUCAACAUUUUCUAAUAGGUCAGGGGUGGCCGAAGCACAGCCUGCGAGCCAGGGGACCCAAUCCGCUUUCCUUCAUGUCCACGGCAGAUCUCCCAAUGGCAGCCACAGGGGAGGCCUGCACAGGUUACAGGUGGUGAUGGUAGCUGGUCAUGUGCCCUGAGACUGACUUCCAUCGGAGAAAAAUGUUAAUAUCCCUAGUGCCCCUGUGCCUGGCCAUCAUCUCCCUGUUGCCCUUGCCUUUACUUCCACCCUGUUUCACAUAAGCUCUACAUGAGUGGAUGUGAUGACUUAUUUUCUUCCUCUUAAAUCUUACAUGGCGCUAUGGCAAACAUCAGGGUGGCAUAUUGCCUCUUGGCACCUGUCAUCUCUGCGGACCAACUUGCCAUAUUAAAGGUGACUCAGUCUCUUCCAUAUAACAUGGCUCAAUGAAGCCCGUGUGCUCAUGGCAAAUCGCCAGUGUGGUCCUCGGCCGGGCAAAGUUUAGGUGACCCCUGUAAUAGAUUUUUGAGCUUCAUCUUUCUUUAUAUUUUUUUUUUACUCUUGAUCUGUUAGGAAGUGUUUGGUUUGACCUUCUAUUCAGUGUUUGCCAAUCAUGAUCACACCAUGUUUUUAAGCCCACAAAUGUGUUUGAGCAUGUUUGAUCAUAAUUUUAGAUGACUUCUGAAAUUGCUUAGAGGAGGACAGGAAUUUAAAACACACCUCAGAAAUUAUUACACAUUUCUCUUCAGAAGGCAAGGAUUAUUAUUUCAAUACAUUGUGGCCCCAUACGUUGCCCGUGGACAAACAAUAGGAUAAAGUACAGCUCUGCAUUUUAGACUAUUAGAUAUCAGCUUAAGUUUGUUGGAAAAAUGCUUUUUAGAAGUAAACUUGAGUGCAUAUUUUUAAGUAUUUGAACAUUUUGAGAAUAAUUUUGAUCUGUAGGUUUAAAGUUACGUGACUCUCUACUUAAUCAUUUUAGUUUGAUCUUUGAUCUUACAAGAAAAUGUAAGGGGAAAGAAAAUUACUAAUGGUAAAAUUCCCCAAGGAACAUUAUUUCUUCUGGUCUUCUACCUUUUCCUUGAACAACAAUCUGUAGUGUCUUACAGGUCAGUGAAAACAGAUUUAGACAGUGUUUUGUUGCAGAAAGGUGGCCAAAAUAUUGGGGCAACAUGCUGGGCUGAAGGGUCUGUUCUUAUCCCACUGAAGUCACUUGCAGAAUUUCCGUUCAAUUUAACAAGGAGCAAGAUUUGGGGAUGGAUUUUGAAGGUCUUAUUCAAGCAAAACUAACAUUCACAUGGAGUUUUGGGAGCCGGAAGGAAUGUAGAUUUGGGGCCUUAGAUAAAGACAUUAAAAUCCUGCUCUUGGAAAUUGUGCGUUUCCCUUAAAAAUGGGUGGAGGAAAUUACUGGAUAAUUUUGAUUAAGGUGCAGCUUUCCUUACAACUUUCUCUGCCCUUCAUUCCUUUGUAACAAAUACUCUCACAGACAUUAGUCAGAAUUUUGAAUGCCUAAUAAAGCUCGGGAGAGUUUGGAUACAAAGGGAAUACAAGAUUAGGCCCAACUUCUGUUCUAAGCAAAAGCCAAAAGAACUGAAGCUCGGAGUCAGUCCUGUUGCUGCUGUGAAUUGAAAGUACUGUAGUUGGAGAAGAGCAGCCCAACACACUGGGAUAGCCCUUUGCAUCCUCAAAGUAUUUGGCCUGACAGUGCAGUCCUUACUCAGGCAAAGCAGGAUUACCCUGUAGCAAGUAGUUACAACUGUGAGUUACCUCUGCUGUUAAAUGUUUUCCUGAAUGUGUUUAUUUUAUUCAACGGUUUAAAUAUAUUCCCACCACUCAAGAUAAAAACAUUUAUUUUUAGUGCUUUCUGAGCAGAGAUGGAGAGUUUCUCAUAAUCAGAAGCACUGUUCUGCAACACUUGGACAUGUUGUCUCAUGACUUCCUUGACCUGCUUGUGCUGAACCAGGGCAGGAGGAGUCUUUCUGCUGCCACUGGUCUUGGGGCAGAUGCUCCAUUAAAAAUCAAUGGACAGUGGUACAAUAAAGGUAUUUUCUAUUAGGUGUUUAGCUUCAGGCAUGCUCUCAUGAAUUUUCUGUGUUAUAAGCCAUAAAAACCCUUUCUGCAAGAAAGUUAAAAGCUAAGUUCUGCUUUCUGUUGUACCCAUGCAACUAUGUUGUACUUCAACUAAAGUUUAUAAAGUUGCCUAGAUGUAGACAAAGGCAGAGUUUAACACUCAACAUUUUUAGAUUUAUAGUAGCAGUUUUGUAAGUUUUGCUAAGUGCCAAGUAAUUAUAUUGCUGAAAUAAUCCAAUAGGCAACUCUGUAUUUUAGUACAUCAAAAUUCAUGGGCUAAAUUUUCUUUUAUGCUUCUGAAGGAUGAAAUCAAAGUCUUUCUGGAGUGUAUUUAUAUAUACCAGACCACCUGGAUUAUGUGCUUUUUUAUAGCAAUGUCUGAGAGCAAAACUGACUUGUUUGAUGGAGGUCUGAAUCUUGCAGCCCUUACUUUAGUACAACCCUCACAGAGUGUGUCCUGCAGGAUUGGAAUAAUCUUGUAUAUAAAAAAAUAUCGGAGAUAGGUUUAGCUUAGGAUCAACUGAUACCUGGUCUGCCCUUCUCAAGUUAAUGAUGUGCAGAGAGUUCAGGUGCUUUUGUGGAAUAUAUGGUAUUUUCAGGCAGAGUAACUACUGGAAAGCUAUAAAAGAUCAUUUUUCCUGUUAGGUGAAGCUUAAGCAGAGAAAUGUAAUUCUCCUGCAACCCCUAAGAGAAAUUUGACAGAGCAUCCAAGCAGUACUGGUCUGAGAAAGCAAAGCUACAACUCCCAAGUUGUGCUUUGAAGAUGAACUUAGGUUGCAUCACAUAACUACACAGUGUCAAGGCUCUUGGUUACCUACCAUUUCAUUUGGAGUCCGGUAAUUGUUUCUUCAUUUAAGCCCUCCCCCUUAGUGCUUACAACUGCUUUUAGUUGCCACAUCACACCUGGAAUCAGAUUUGUUGAAAAAAAAUUAUUGGUGUGGCUGAUUUUGGGUACUUCAGUCUUUACUCAUGGAUGAUCACUGAAUUCACCAUGCUAGGAGUAAAGCAUAACUAUGCACACUUCCAUAGUUGUAGAAAAUACGUACAAACACCAACUCACUUGCAUAACAGUCUGUUGGCAAAAAUAAUCUGCUAAUUUCUGAGUUGUUUACUCUUUCAUAUCGAUUAAUUCCAAAGAGGGAACUGGUAGCAAGUGAUAAUUUGAUAUAGUGUGGUCAUAUGGCUGUUCAAGCCACAAUCCUGAAAGAUCUUAGACACACAGCUAACAUGAUGCCAGUAGAUCAGUUACUGCAAAAGUGGAAGUCAGAAAAGAAUCAUGCCUGAUAUUAAGCAAACUGAAAAAAGACCCUGAAACACUCAGUUUUGCUCUUGGAGUAGAAUGAUUGUGGGAUAAUAGUUCUCUCUCUUAUUUGAAGUUUAAAAUAAUGCUAAGGUAAACUAUGGAAAAGAAGGGGAGAAAACUGGAACAAGAUACUCUCUGAACAAGUUAUCAGGUGUAUGAUGUGCUACUCUUUUUGCAAUAUGUCUGCUCACUGGUACUAGUUGACCCUGUUUGGAGCACAGGGGGUUGGGAUAGAUAAAUGCCUUCCAGAGAUCCCUUCCAACUGCAAUGAUUGUAUGAAACAUAUUUUCCAAAUCACUGAUGUGGCCUUAAAUUUUGACAAAUGAAGACAACCUCCUGGAACCCUCCCUUUAUUGAAGUGGAAUAUUUUAUCUAUGAAAAUCAAUUUCUUGUUUUUCCAUAGACAAAAAAGUACUCCUUGAAUUUGUAGGUCUGUGCUGGCACUGAAAAUCAUUGCUUCUUGAAAAUAGGUAGCAUGCACUGGAAAAGCAGAUGUGCUCUUUUCUGGUAAUUUGGAAGCCCGUUGUGUGAGAAGUGGGUCCAGGGAUUGAUUUGACUCAGUAUAUUUGUCAUUCAUGAAGGUACUUGGAGCUAAUUAAAUGUCUGACAUUUUGCAGCUCUUGAGAUUAUUUUCUGGUAUGAGUACUUGAGUGUAGGAUCAGUAAAAUAAUUAAGGCAAGCUUUGAAAAUCAGAUCAGUACUUAGGUCCUUUUUUUGGUUAGACAUGGAUCCGCUUCCUCAGCUCCUACGAACUGUUGGAUCCCACUGAGUUUGCGUGGGUGACAAGAGUCUGCUGAAGCUGAGCACUGAGCCCCCAGAUCUUUUUGUUUACUACAGACACUAACACUGUGGAUUUGAACAGGCUGGGUUUGUUCUUUUUUUUUUUUCCUUUUUUUUUUUUUCUUUUUUUUUUUUUUUAAUUUCAAAUGGUUUUGUUUAAUUUACUUUGAUUUUUCUUGUGAAAAGUGUGCUCUUCUAAUUUUGAUUUUCUGAAGUUUACAUUCAGGUUUUGAUUUCAGAUUGCACAUUUGGAUGAAAUAAACUGUUUUCUAAGUUUACAUUUGUAUAAGAAGUAAAAGAAUGACUCUGCCAAUUUGUUAAACCUGAGAGAAAUGUCUUACUAGAACACACAAACUCUUCAGGCAUAAGGCAGUACCAUUAAAGAUGAUUUAACCUGACCACUCAUCUACAGUACCAGUUUUCUCUGUGUAUUUAAAGUAUGGGAGCUGGAUAUAUAGGGAGCACGCUAUGGAAGGAGAUACUUUCCAUCGUGAACUCAAUUAUUACCAAAUAAACUAAGGUUCAUUAUUAUUGAUAUGCUUUCUUGUGUGUUUAGAGGUUCAAUGACAAAAACUAGCUGUGACGUAUGUCCUUUAAGAGCUAAAUUUACAGCCUGGUUUAAAAUUCCAAACAAAAUACUCGUGGAGAAACACUGCACUGUUGCACUGUAGAAGAUUUUACAAAAGAGAAAUGUUUUGCUUUCUAGCCAAAAAUAUGGUUCUGAGCCUGCAAAUACAAUUUCACGCAAGUUAUUUUUACUCUUGCAAAUGACCAUUAAUGGGACUAUUUGCAUAAGCAAAAAAAACACCAAUGUGAAAAAGAAGUUGUAGAUUUGUAUUUUAAGUGUGUUAUAAGAUGCCAAUCAAAUUCCAGAAGUUUCAGUCCUUUAAGAGUUAUGCAAGAUAUGUGAACAUUUUUAAGGUGGAGAAUAUAUUCCUAUUCCCAUUGACACUGUUUCUCACAGUUAAAGGGUUGUAAAGCAUGAGAAAGCUUACUCAGAGCUUUCUUUUUGCUUAGCGGAUGUUUGUCUUUUACAUGAUAGAGCUUUCUGAGCCGUCAGGAACUUGUAGUAACAAUAAAAACAAUCAACAGUUAAAAGUGCUGUCUUCAAAGAAGUGCCUUGUGUAUUAAAUUCUGUAAGAAACAAAUUGAUGUGAAUGUUGAUUUACCUCAUGUUUACAGAAUCGUGACUAAAUAAACUUUUUGUAUCACA
Columba livia (rock pigeon) is the source of this 8642-nucleotide messenger RNA. RefSeq names its product gap junction protein alpha 3 (gene GJA3). Gene Ontology annotation, biological process: cell-cell signaling. Gene Ontology annotation, cellular component: connexin complex. Gene Ontology annotation, molecular function: gap junction channel activity. Lineage: Eukaryota; Metazoa; Chordata; Aves; Columbiformes; Columbidae. The record is from RefSeq and is a predicted model, not a curated record. The transcript has 2 exons. Bases 1612 to 3147 code for a protein of 511 amino acids.